GAGCCGUGGUCAUCGCCUUCGUUGUCUGCUGGCUGCCCUAUCACGCCCGCCGCCUCAUGUUUUGCUACGCCUCAGACGACCUGUACGACUUCUACCACUACUUCUACAUGCUGACCAACGUGCUGUUCUACGUCAGCUCGGCCAUCAACCCCAUCCUCUACAACCUGGUGUCAGCGACGUACCGCCAGGUCUUCUUUGCCACACUGCGCUACUUCUUCCUGCCCUGCCGCCACACGCCCAGAAGGCAGCUGCACCCCCUGACCCGCCACUCCAUCAGUAUUUCCAGCAACCAUACCUUCACCACCAACAUCAUCAAAGAAACGACGUACUGAGCGUGCCUUGGAGCCUU
Cyprinodon variegatus (sheepshead minnow) is the source of this 349-nucleotide messenger RNA. Its product is annotated as neurotensin receptor type 1-like. Gene Ontology annotation, cellular component: plasma membrane. The annotation marks the transcript as partial. Gene Ontology annotation, molecular function: G protein-coupled neurotensin receptor activity. NCBI's taxonomy places the organism in Eukaryota, Metazoa, Chordata, Actinopteri, Cyprinodontiformes, Cyprinodontidae. The transcript has 2 exons. The record is from RefSeq and is a predicted model, not a curated record. Gene Ontology annotation, biological process: neuropeptide signaling pathway.